AUGGCGGCGGCUGCAAUACAUGGGUCGACAAAAGAACGAGAGAGAAAAAGGAAGGAUGGGUUGAAUGUGACUUACUCUGCAUUCCCAAUGGCUCACGACUUGCAUAAUGACGACACAAAAGGUUUCAUUGACUCUCAUUGGUUCUCCGAUAAUAGCGUCGCAAUGGCGACCUUCAAAGGCAGUGUAGCGGUCGGCAGUGCUCAACGGCGAGGGAGCAGGCAUCUCAGUUUGAUUGGAACAAUGAACGAAAGGGAGGUGGUGGUGGAUGACUUCACGCAUGGCGGCUGGAUAUCUCCUAGGUUUAGGGUUUCACCAUGCGAUGAGGGGAAGCCAAGGGUUUAUUCCCCGUUGAAACGAUCGAAACCAGUAAAAGGAUCCGUUAUUUUCCGUAUCAUCAAUAUGGAUAACAUGUUCUCAAAUCAAGUCGGUAGAAAUAUUGAAGUGUAUGUUGAUGAUAUAGUGAUAAAAAGAAAGAACGAGAUCAACUUGUUAUCGGAUAUUGCUGAGAUAUUUGACACACUUCGUAAAGCGAACAUGAAGCUCAACCCUAAAAAAUGCACGUUUGGGGUGGAAACCGGACAAUUUCUGGGCUACAUGAUCACUAAAGAAGGAAUCCAAGCGAAUCCAGAAAAAAAAUCCAAGCCAUAA
Messenger RNA from Lactuca saligna, 648 nucleotides. Lineage: Eukaryota; Viridiplantae; Streptophyta; Magnoliopsida; Asterales; Asteraceae. The record is from the annotation of a GenBank genome assembly.